Messenger RNA from Manis javanica (Malayan pangolin), 6351 nucleotides. RefSeq names its product trypsin like peroxisomal matrix peptidase 1 (gene TYSND1). Gene Ontology annotation, cellular component: peroxisome. Gene Ontology annotation, molecular function: serine-type endopeptidase activity. NCBI's taxonomy places the organism in Eukaryota, Metazoa, Chordata, Mammalia, Pholidota, Manidae. The record is from RefSeq and is a predicted model, not a curated record. Gene Ontology annotation, biological process: regulation of fatty acid beta-oxidation; protein processing.
AGUCAGUGCCAGCACCUCCUGCUUACGGCUCGGUGGCUCUGCGUGGGCUCUGCCAGCCUCGGUCAGGGCUCCCGCUCGUUUCCUAGUUCUCGGGGAAGCCCCGGUACGCUUCUCCGGAGGCCAUGGGGCGACAGUGGGGGCCCGCCACAAGGGCAGCCGAGCAGGCGGGCUGUGUGGUGAGCGCUUCCCGGGCCGGGCAGCCCGAGGCGGGCCCGUGGAGCUGCAGCGGGGUGAUCCUGAGCCGCAGCCCUGGCCUGGUGCUGUGCCAUGGGGGCAUCUUCACCCCCUUCCUGCGGGCUGGCAGCAGCGUGCUGACUGCGGCCGGCGCCGCCUUCCUGCCCGGGGGCAGCUGCGGAGACGACCUGCGCCUGAGAGUGCAGUGGGGCCCAACGGCCGUGAGUCCCGCAGGCCGCGCGGAGCGGGGCCGCCGCGGGCUGUGCUCGCCCCAGUGCGCCGGCCUGGAGCCCGGCCCGCCCAGCCCGGCCCGCGGGCGGCCGCUGCGGCCCCCGCGCCCCGCAGAGCUGCUGCUGCUGCUGAGCUGCCCGGCCUUCCGGGCCCACUUCGCGCUCCUCUUCGGGGGCGAGGCAGCCGAACAGUGGCGCUUCGCAAGCGCGGUGUCAGACGAGGAGGUGUCGGAAGACGACGAGGAGGAUCAACUGAGAGCGCUGGGCUGGUUCGCUCUGCUGCGCGUGCAGCGCGGCCCGGAGGAGGCGGCCGAGGAGUGCGGGCCGGCCGUGGCCGUGGCGCCUCUCGGGGCCGUGCCCAAGGGCGCGCCGCUGCUGGCCUGCGGCUCUCCGUUCGGGACCUUCUGCCCGGACAUCUUUCUCAACACGCUCAGCCGCGGAGUGCUCAGCAACGCGACCGGCCCGCUGCUGCUCACCGACGCGCGCUGCCUGCCGGGCACCGAGGGCGGCGGAGUGUUUGCGGCCCGGCCCGCCGGGGCGCUCGUGGCCCUCGUGGCGGCGCCCCUCUGCUGGAAGGCCCGCGAAUGGGUGGGCCUUACGCUGCUGUGCGCUGCAGCCCCUCUGCUCCGUGCCGCCAGAGCCGCACUCGGCCGCCUGCGCCCCGAUACCGCUGCCCUGGCCGCCCUCCUGCCUCAGGAGCUGGGUGCCCCAUGGGGUGUGCCUCUCCGAGACCCCGGGCCCCUUUGGGCAGCCACGGCGGUGCUAGUGGAGUGUGGCACUAUAUGGGGGUCAGGAGUGGCUGUGGCACCCCACCUCGUAGUGACCUGCCGGCAUGUGGCCCCUCGGGAGGCUGCUAGGGUCUUGGUGCGCUCCGCCUCCGCCAAGAGUGCUACGAUCUGGGGACAUGUGGUAUUUGCCACCCAGGAGACAUCUCCCUAUGACAUAGCAGUGGUGAGCCUGGAGGAGGACCUGGGCGGUGUCCCCACACCUGUGCCUGCUGAGCAUUUCCAUGAAGGUGAGACUGUCAGUGUGGUGGGCUUCGGUGUCUUCGGCCAGGCCUGCGGGCCCUCAGUGACCUCAGGCAUCUUAUCGGCUGUGGUGCAGGUGGAUAAUACACCAGUGAUGCUCCAGACCACGUGUGCCGUGCAUGGUGGCUCCAGUGGGGGACCCCUCUUCUCCACCAGCUCAGGGGAUCUUCUGGGCAUCGUUGCUAGCAACACCCGGGACAAUAACACAGGGGCCACCUACCCCCACCUGAACUUCAGCAUUCCCAUCACAGUGCUCCAGCCAGCCCUGCAGCGGUACAGCCAGACGGGCGACCUGGGCAGCCUCCGCGAGCUGGACCAGGCCACCGAGCCAGUGAGGGUGGUGUGGCGGCUGCAGCGGCCCCUGGCAGAGGCUCCACGGAGUAAGCUUUGAGGCUGUGUUGCUCCUCUGGAAAGAAGAACAACCAUUUUAUGCCCAGGCAGUGCCAAGGCUGGAAGUCUCAAGACCCUGGCAUGGCACACCCCAGCUGGGCUGCCUCCCCUUCACCACCCAUCUGGUUCAGCUCUGGAGUCUGCAUCAAACUUCUCUUUGUGUCUCCAACCUAGCAGCCUGUUUCAGGGCAUUUCCUGAGCCCCUACUCUCUCUGCCCCUGGUAGUAGACUCAGCUGUUGUUAUGUCCCCUUCUGGGGAGCCCAGUACAACUGCACCACAGCCCUGGUUCUGACAGGCACAUACUGGCUGGAAGGCAGGGCUGGCCCUGGUUUCUAAUCUGUUCCAUCUCCUGAUGGCUGCUGGUGGUCUGGAGCAGCUGCUUCACUGGGCUUGGGGGCUAUUCAGAAAACCUCCGCAGAGAAGGCCAGCUGUGAAGUCCAGAGACAAGGCAAAGAGCAUCUUGUUCUAUUAGACCUACAGGGAGGGGCAGCCCCGAGAGUCCGGACUCCUGGGUCAUGUCAGGGGUUGCUGGUCUACAGGGGCAUUCUGACACUGUGCCUUCAUUUUCCAGCCCAUGAAAUGGGCCUCAGGGCUGUUGGGUAGAAUGUGUCUGGUUGAGGUUUGGGAAUAAAUAGGACAUAUGGAAGAACCUCUAUACUUCUAUAUAUCAGAUUCUUUUCUUUCUUUGUGGGGGUUGAAUCAGGAAUAGAAAAGCACCAGGCACAGAAAUACAUCUCUUCUGUCCUGCUUUCUUGGCAGGGUCUGAUCUUAGGUGAUAGUUUGGAGCCAGACUUGUCCUGAUAGCUGGUCAUAGUGCCAGUCAGCGCUGCGUGGGGCUUGCAGAUUCUGGAAGAUGGUGGUCCUGGCCCAGCAGGAAGUGUUUGCAGAGUGCCUGGGAUGUGCUAGGCCCUAGGGUGAGUGGGAGCUGGGGAAUUCAAAAGUAAAUGAGGCCCUAGGAGCUAAGACCAGCCCUGUACAUUAGAAACAUACACUGUGUGCCCAGGGCCUUGCACCUGCAGGCCCUGAAGAAAUGAUGGUUCAAUCAUUGAUAGGUUGAAUGCCAGUGGGGAUGACUUGGGGGUAAUUCUAAGCAGAGAGAAUCACUGGGAGUACUUCGUUUCUAGCACCUAUUUGCUGAGUGCCGCCUCUGGGCAACCAUAAAACACUUCUGUGAUGGUUCUUCCCUUUGCAGAUUAGAAAUGGGUCAAGAGGGCAAAAUUAGCUUAAGAAAAACUCCACUGUAGACUAAUGGAGGCAGAGGUUAUGGCUGAGGUAUGACUUUUCUGGGAAGGGAGAGGGAAGAUUUAUUCCAGAAUGUGGGGGUACUAAGGAGCUCAGGCUGUUAUGGUAUGUGAGCCCAUUAGUGCACGAGCAGGGCGGCUCUGUCCUGGCCAAAUUGAAGACUGUCCAGGGGCUCAGGGAGGCUGGAUCAGGCAAGGCUUCAUCAAGGUGACUCGUGAGUUGCAAGCCUAGAAGGACAGGUGUUCACCCAGCAGACUGAAAGUAGGGAUGGUGUUGUAGGAUAAGAGCUAUAGGAGCUGGGACAACUAAGUGAAACCACGUACAUGUCCGGCACUGCCAAGUGGAGAGAAAACUGAAAAGGGAAAAGAUCAGAGGCUGGAGAACCCUGGUGGCCCUGGUGAGGGAGAUUCGGCUACAACAGGACUGGUGGGCAUGGAGAAGAGCACGCUGUGGCAGAAAAGGGACUGACCGACGUGGGCAGGGCAGAGAGAGAGACAGGCCUGAUGGUGCCUGGAUUCUGGUGAGGUGAUGAUCAGUGGCUGACACAUUUAGGGACAAGGUAUUUCCUUGGGGUGUCUUUGGGACCUCAGGUAGACAGGAACAGCAGGUGUUGAAUAAGUGGAUGAGUUAGGAUCAUGCAGUGAAAGAUUCCCCUUCUCCCAUCUCAGUGGCUGAAGACAGCGGAAGUUUAUUACUCAUGUCAAGUCCAAAGUAGUGUACUGGUGGGAAAGAAGGGAGCAGUAAUGGGUGAGGGACCCAGGCUCCUCCCUCUCGUGGCUGUCAUUGAGUCUGGGACCUCAGAGUCCUCUGCUGGGUCCUCUAUACUUGGCUAGUGAUGGGGGAAGAGAGAGAGGAGAAUAUAUUCUUUCUUAAUUUUAAAAAAUAAUUUUAUUUAAAUAAUUUCAAACUUAAAAAAAGCUGCAAGAAUGCCCAUACACCUUUCACCCAGACAACCGCAUUCCCUUCUUGCCAAAUGCCCCAGAGAUGUUCUUUAAUACAAAAAGAUCUAAUCUGGGAUCAUGAGUUGCACCCACUUGCUAUGGCUAUGUCCCCCCUUGACUUUCAGCACCUCAGUCUUUCCUUGCAUUUGAUGCCCUUGACCUUCCAGAAGAUAAUAGGGCAGUCAUUUCAUAGAAUGUGCCUUAGCUUGGGUUUGUCCAUACUUUCUCUUGAUUAGAUUCAGGAUAUGGAUCUUUAGCUGGGCUAUAUUAGUGAAGCAGUCUUCUUAUCAUUGUGUCCUACUGAGUGGUGUACAGUGUUGAUUUGUCCCCCUACAGAUGAUAAUGUUGAUAAUUUGAGUAAGAUGGUACCUGCUAGGUUUCCCCACUCUAAAGUUCCUUUUUUUCUUUGUAAUUGAUAAGUAUUCUUUGUGGAUAUGUUGGGAAAGUUGAGUUUAUUUUCCUUGGUUCUUGUCCCUGCUGCAACAAAGACCUGAAGGGCAGAGACACAGUAGUGAAGUAAAGUAAAAGAUUUAUUUGAAUGCACUUCAAGAGAGGAGUGGACCAGAGUCAAGGUUUAUUUGAUUACACUCCAAAGGCAGGUUUAUUUGAUUACACUCCAAAGGAGGAGUGGGCUAGAGUCAAAACAGGCAAAGGAAGGUUUACCUGAAUAAAGCAGAGAGUAAGGAAAAAUAGAGAGAGGAAAAAGCAGCUCAUUGAACUGCUACCCAGCAUAAGGGCAUAAUCCCUUGCCAACUCCUAAAGCCCGCAUCACCUGGCAUCCAGUGUCGGCUUGGAUCUGCACAGUGUGGGACCUACUCCCCACCACUCCAGGAUUGGGGGGAGCCUCAGAGCACUGGAUGGAGUGAGAUUAUGUUCUGAGAAUUCCAAAGGCAAAGAAAAGAAAUUUUCAGGCAGACUUCUAAGGAGCAUGAUUGAAUAGCUGCAGUCCCGUCUGGGUCACCCAGGUGACCAGCACUUGCAAGCCCAAAUCAGAACUCUCAGCAGCCUCUCCCUACUUAUCUGAAGUAGGACAGAGUGACACACUCAAAGAAAGGGGAGUGUGAGCAACCUCAGAGGAGGUGUGCUUAAGGGUUUGGGGUCUGGGGUUUUAUAGGGCCUUUUUGGGUAAGGGUCAGCAUAAAGCAUGAUGUAUACAGGUGAUUCAUAACUUAGGUCACUAUGUUGGUUUGGGACAUCAGCAUUCUUUGUCCACAUAGGUUUAUUUACACUUCUAAGUCUGUCUCCUGCCCUGGUUACAAAGUUACUUGAAUAAAGAGCUGUAGAAAGAGGAAAACACAGCAUAUAGGUUAAAUUAAAGAAUAAGCUGGGCCUUUCAGUAGGCUAAAGUAAAUUUUACAAUGGCAUGAUCUAAUAGAUACAAUGAAGGCACUGGGCUGUGCUCAGAUACUUUUCUUUAUGUGGGGAAUAUCUGGACUUUCCAAGUUCUGACCUUUGGAGCUUCAGCUGAUUAACUCAUUAACUCUGGAGUCCUUUCUGGCUCUCGAGUUUUAUCUGGUUAACUCUUUUGAGUCCCUUUCAGUGGGCUUUUCUGGCCUUAUUCUCCCUUCACCUGCUCACGUUUAUUUUUCCACCUAGGAGAUUCAUAUUUUAUCCAAUGGAUUAUAAUCUAUCAUUAUUAUUAUUUAUUUUGAUGCUCAAAUUGUCCAAUACUGGCUGGUGAGAGGUCCUUCACACUAGUUUUGUGUUCCCUUGGUAUCUCCUGGUUACUGGGCUGAGUUUGUACUCCUCGGAUCUUGUCUCCAUCAUAACAAAGAAGUGAGAGGCGGAGACAAAAUAGCAAAGCAGAGCAUAAGUUUUUAUUUCAAUAUACUCCAAGCGAGGAGUGGGCCACAGUCAAGGUAGACAAAGGCCCUGAUCCAUUAGUUGGGGGAUCUUUAUGUUACAUUCUGGCUAGGAGGCACCUCUUUGACUGGCUAGGUGGGGAUUAUUUGAUUCACAGGCUCAUCCCUCUCAGUGAGCAUGUCCUUUCCCACCAUGACCUGUGGUUUGGGCAGUUCUGUCCUGGUUAUGCCCACCUUGGGAUCUGGUUGGGACCGGUUUGGCCUGAUCUAGAUAGGAAGUUUUCUCCCUGCAAAGCCUUUGCUGUCUUCACAUGGGACCCCCUACUGGGGGCAGAGUUUGGGUGGCUAUCUUUCUAUUUACCCCCUCCUAAGCCAUGAGUUAACAGGAAUAGUUCCAAUUUGAAUUCAGUUCUAUAAGGUUCAUUCUGGCUCUCCUCUUUCAUGUUUGUACCUCCCUUCUGUCAGAAACAUGGUUCCAUUAUCCUCAAUGUAUUUUUAUUAAUCUUUUAUUAAAGUUACCUUGGAGAACCCAUGUGAAAAGUA